This is a messenger RNA of Paramormyrops kingsleyae, 2945 nucleotides long. The record is from RefSeq and is a predicted model, not a curated record. Lineage: Eukaryota; Metazoa; Chordata; Actinopteri; Osteoglossiformes; Mormyridae.
CGCGGGCGGUAGUGAUCCCUUACAGCCCCGACACUACACGCAGUCCGGGAGGUGAGAGGAAACUGUACAGACUGAGGUCGCUUAAGAAGCUGAGCGGCAGCAUCAUGGCGGAGCACAUCGAGCCUCCGGUUCAUACCCAGAGUCCGCAACCGGUGCCGGCGGCGACCUGGCCAAUUACCCGAGAGUCCUACGAGCUGCAGGAAGUCAUCGGCAGUGGAGCCACAGCCGUUGUUCAGGCAGCUCUGUGCAAGCCCCGGCAGGAGAGGGUGGCCAUAAAGCGGAUAAAUCUGGAGAAGUGCCAGACCAGUAUGGACGAGCUGCUGAAAGAGAUUCAGGCAAUGAGUCAAUGCAGCCACCCCAAUGUGGUAACAUAUUACACUUCCUUUGUGGUGAAGGAUGAACUUUGGCUAGUAAUGAAGCUGUUAAGUGGAGGGUCCAUGCUGGACAUGAUAAAACACACGUUCAGCCGAGGGGAGCAUAAGAACGGCGUUCUGGAAGAAUCCAUCAUCGCCACCAUCUUAAAGGAGGUGCUAGAGGGCUUAGACUACCUGCACAGGAACGGACAGAUCCACAGGGACGUGAAAGCUGGGAACAUUCUGCUGGGGGAAGACGGCUCUGUCCAGAUAGCAGAUUUCGGAGUUAGCGCAUUCCUGGCCACGGGCGGAGAUGUCACCCGGAACAAGGUCCGGAAGACGUUUGUAGGGACACCCUGCUGGAUGGCGCCGGAGGUGAUGGAGCAGGUACGAGGCUACGACUUUAAGGCGGACAUCUGGAGUUUUGGGAUCACGGCUAUUGAGCUGGCGACCGGCUCUGCGCCAUAUCACAAGUACCCCCCCAUGAAGGUCCUCAUGCUGACAUUACAGAACGACCCCCCCAUGCUGGAGACAGGUGUGGAAGACAAGGAGAUGGUGAAAAAGUAUGGCAAGUCCUUCAGGAAACUGAUAGCUCUGUGCCUGCAGAAGGACCCCACUAAAAGGCCUACAGCAGCAGAGCUCUUGAAGUGUAAAUUUUUCCAGAAGGCUAAGAACAGAGAAUAUCUGAUCGAGAAACUGCUACAGAAAGCGCCGAACAUCACCCAGAGGGCCAAGAGGGUGCGGAGGGUGCCGGGUUCGAGCGGGCACCUGCACAAGACAGAAGAUGGAGACUGGGAGUGGAGCGAUGAUGAGCUGGACGAGCGCAGCGAAGAGGGCAAGGCGGCGGUGAACCAGGGCAGGUCCCGGAGGCUGAGAGACGACAGAAAAGAUGACGAGGUGAACGCCAACAACGUAGCGAUGCAGGGACUUUCCAUCCAGCACCCCCAGGUGAGCCCAUCGCGAAGCGGAGGCCCCUGGCUGCCACAAUAUAUUUUUAUUGUUUUGUUUGUCAGGAACUCCAGAAAGGAACUGAAUGACAUCCGAUUCGAGUUCACACCAGGCAGAGACACAGCGGACGGCGUCUCCCAGGAGCUGUACUCGGCUGGACUCGUCCAGGGUCACGACGUCGUCAUAGUCGCCGCUAACCUCCAAAAGAUCGUGGACGACCCCGUUACCUACAAAGUGUUGACUUUUAAGUUGGCCUCGGGCUGUGACGGCACAGAGAUCCCGGACGAGGUGAAACUGGUGGGCUUCGCUCAGCUGAGCGUCAGCUGAUGCCUUGGACUCCAACACCCUUCUCCCCACCCCCACCACCUUGCCCCCACCCUCACCUGCUCCAGGCCGGUGACAAGGAGGGGCAGCCUUCCAGCCCUCAGACUGAGCACAAGGAGGGAGAUGGAGAAGAUGCACCUUUUCAGCCCAAAAAUCCCUUCUGCGUUGUACCUCCGCCGAUUGCCAGCAGAGUGGCGCCAGCCCCCUGCCCCCCCACCAGCCUCCACCCUGCACUGUCACCCCUUGCACCCCCCAAAACCAGGAUCUGAAAGAGCAACCUGCCGAGGUUCUCAGGGGCUAGUACUUAUUUCAGCAAAUUAGCGUAGGACUUUUAACACAUUACCUCUGCUUACCAUGUAGCACUCACUGUUAUUUAUUGAAUUCCAGGCUGCCGUUUUUGUUUUUUGUUGCUUGUUUUUAAAAUUUAAACUGAAACAAAAAUCAGUCGCUUCUCAGACACGCGACUGGCUGGUCAAAAUUCCACACUGGGUCCGAAAUGUACAACAUGUCGACAUAUUCUAUAUUAACCGUUGCUCUGUUACAACUGUGAUCACAAGUCAAGGAACCGUAAUGGACAUAGAAGUCAAGGAAUGAAGGGAGAGUGAAGAUUUGCAGGCUGCUAUUUCAGAAGUCAGUGUUAAUGCUUCAAAUGCUGAAGGUGCCUUGAUUAUUUUUAAUGUGCCUAAGAAUGUAGAAUGCCUGCAGUGGAUUUCGUAAAUGCAUUCGUUUCAAACCGCCACAGUGAUCCCGCUGACGUCAUUUCAAAAGUAGUGUUUGCACCUCAGCAGCAACGAAAUAAAAUUGAAGCCUCUUUUGCACUUUUAUUUUUGCGGACGGAGUAUUUGCACCUGGCCAGUUUUUAGCCCUGGGACAGUCUGUGAAUUUUAAUUAUUUUUACCUGUAGGCUUCGUCCUCACCAAUAUUGCGCUGUUUUCGGUCACAUGGUCGCACGCGUCACGCUGAACGUCAGGAUCUGUGCUUCACGUUUUGUCUUGUUUGCCGAAAUAGAUACUUUGACCGAGAAAUUAGCCUCCAAAAUGGAUUACUAUAAAGUAUCCGCAAAUUCAACUCAAUGACAACAUUUGAAUGGACCCCUUUGCAAAUUCGCUGAAAAUUUUCAGACGCAGCUGCUGUGUGAUAUUAACGGAUAUAAACCCUUUUGUCGUGAGAGGUAAGCUACGCUGUUUUCUAUACGUGGGACGUGUAUAGAGGCGUGCUCUGUCCGCUAAUUAAACCCAUUCCAUUUCUGUACGUGGCUAAUCACAAAUGUCUACAGAAGGACAACGGAUAAUUGCUGUUAAUAAACCUGUAAACAACGUG